UGGGCGUGGCCACGCAGGUCAACAGGGCCCGGCGCCGCGUAGUCAUGGCGCCAGCGGCCGCCGGCCCCCCGGAGGUGGUUCGCGCGGCGCAGAAGGACGACUACUACCGCGGCGGGCUGCGGAGUGCGGCGGGCGGCGCCCUGCACAGCUUGGCAGGUGCGAAGAGGUGGCUGCAGUACAGGAGGGAGAUCGAGCUGCUGUCGGAUGUAGCCUACUUCGGCCUCACCACACUUGCAGGCUACCAGACCCUCGGGGAGGAGUAUGUUGGCAUCGUGCAGGUGGACCCGUCCCAGAGCCGAGUGCCCACGAGGUUGCGCCGUGGCGUGCUGGUGGCGCUGCACACCGUCCUGCCCUACGUGCUGGACAAGGCCCUGCUGCACCUGGAGCACGAGCUGCAGGCCGACGCGGACGGUGCCAGGCCCUCGCAGGGCAGCCCGGCGGGCGGCGGGCGGGGCCGGUCCAGAGCGAGGCUCUGGGUGCAGCGGCGCGUGGCCGCCUUGACGGAGCAGCAGAAGCGGGUGCUCUUGCAUGCCGUGUCGGCGCUCGGGCAGGGCCUCGCCUGCCUCCAGCGGCUCCACGUUGCCUGGUUCUACAUCCAUGGCGCCUUCUACCACCUGGCCAAGAGGCUCACGGGAGUCACUUACCUUCGCGUGCGCCCCCCACCCACAGAUGACCCAAGGGCUCGUGAAAGCUACAGGCUGCUGGGGUUCAUCUCCCUGCUGCACUUGGCCUUGUCCGUGGGCCUGCAGCUCUACGGCUUCCGGCAGAGGCAGCGCGCGCGGCGGGAGUGGAAGCUGCAUCGCGCCCUGUCUCACCGCAGGAGCCAUGUGGAAGAGAAAGCCGCUUCCAGAAACUCCCUGUGUACCCUGUGCCUGGAGGAGCGUAGACACUCGACAGCCACGCCCUGUGGCCACCUGUUCUGUUGGGAGUGCAUCACCCAGUGGUGUGACACCAAGAUGGAGUGUCCUCUCUGCAGGGAGAAGUUCCCCCCCCAGAAGCUCGUCUACCUGCGGCACUACCGCUGAGCCGACCGAGGUCGCGGGAGCCCAGGAGUCUCUUGACAUCAGGACGGUCCCGAUCCAUUCCCAAGGCUAACUUGCACAGAAAUUAAAUUCUCAAGUUUUACUUCAUGUCACGUAAGUGACUCUGCCAGCAGCUCGGAGGCAGAGGCCGGAUCUGCCGGCGGCACAGCCAGUCCAAGGCCUUCGGGGCCGGAAGAGGCUGGGGCACCACCUGCUCUGUGGAUCCCCGAGUCCACGGCCUGGCGGCCAGCAGAGCCCCACUGGGGGGCCGGCUGCACCACAUCUCCGCCGAGGCACAGCCGGGUUGCUUCUGGUCUCCCUCGACCCCCAGACCGCCCACGUGCUUCGAGAGAACAGCUCCCCGUCAGGCCUGCGGUGAGGGCUUGGCCCGGACUGGCAAGUGUGGCCAAGAGCAGAGAACAUGGUCCAACGGCCGGCGAGCCGCCAGCUGCGGAGACCCAAAGCCUUGCCGUCACGUCUGUUCACAGAGCAGAAAGGGUCCCCCCGAGACGGUCAGCACACACACUGCGCACACACUCGUUUCCCAUCCUGCGAGGCGAAGUCUGCAUCUCGGCCGAGGUUUGCCCGCUGUUCUGGGUGCAGAGGUGCUGCUCAGCGCCUCACCCACAGCCGCUCCGAGCUCAGCUCUCCCCCAGGCCAGGCCACCUGCUUCCUGCCACAUUUUUAUUUCUUUUAGGCCUUCAGAAGUAUUCAACUUGUGCCAGAGCCAGAACUUUGCCAUAAACACUAGGCUCCACAGAAUGUAGGGAAAUUAAGGCCAUAAGCAUGAACCAGAAACCACGUUCAUAAAGGGUCAGAACCUGUGGUCAGAACGUCGCAGUCCCUGUGCGAGUUUCAUCGUGGGCGUCUGAGAGGCCUAUGCAGACAGUUCCGGAAUCUCACGGCACACGGUUGCUCAAUGCGUGGGUCCACACACCGUGGUUAACAGGUGCCGCUUGAGCCCCCAACCCCCCAUGGGGAGGAGCCCGCCCGGCGGCCCCACGGUCCCUGGGGCCCGUCACCCACACUCUGACCAAAUGCAAACGAUUUCCGGUCCCGUCUGCAGCCUGAGCCUUUGCCAGGAAAACAGUACGAAGGACGAGAGCAUCUGUGGAGUCUGGGCGUCCCCAGCGCCACCGUGUCCCGUCAGAAGUCAACACCAGAUCACACCCCACAAGGCGUGCACGAGGGGGCUUGACCUGGCCUCCCGGAAGCAAGAGCAGCUCAAUGUCAGGCCUCCAAAAAUUGGCAAAAGAAAAGGCAGACAGUAAACACAUUCAGUGCCUGAAACCCCAGCUGGGUGGGCCACUGGUCAGAGCUGCACGCCCGCCCCCCAAGGCGCAGGAGGCGGCCCACGGGUCCGCACCCCCGUGACCGCCCCUCACCCCUGCAGCGGCCGUGAGGCCCCAGCUGCCUAGUGUUCCAGAUAAAGACUCCACAAGAAAGGGACACCGUCUUUAAUAAAGUUGGAAUUAAAAAGUCACUUAGUAAAA
Messenger RNA from Suricata suricatta (meerkat), 2515 nucleotides. RefSeq names its product peroxisomal biogenesis factor 10 (gene PEX10). Gene Ontology annotation, biological process: protein import into peroxisome matrix. Bases 45 to 1025 code for a protein of 326 amino acids. The transcript has 6 exons. NCBI's taxonomy places the organism in Eukaryota, Metazoa, Chordata, Mammalia, Carnivora, Herpestidae. Gene Ontology annotation, cellular component: peroxisomal membrane. Gene Ontology annotation, molecular function: zinc ion binding. The record is from RefSeq and is a predicted model, not a curated record.